This is a messenger RNA of Dreissena polymorpha, 1769 nucleotides long. RefSeq names its product protein ATP6V1FNB-like. The coding region runs from base 164 to 721 and encodes 185 amino acids. The record is from RefSeq and is a predicted model, not a curated record. NCBI's taxonomy places the organism in Eukaryota, Metazoa, Mollusca, Bivalvia, Myida, Dreissenidae. The transcript has a single exon.
UCAGCGAGCUCCAUGACGUAACAUCACCGUGGCGACGUUGAUAUACUGUGCCUAAAGUGUCCCGGAAAGUUAGCUGCGACGAUUGUAUUGACUUUUCGGCAAUAAUCAGAUAUCUUGUGAUUACAGUUUUAUUAAGGACUCACUAACUUCUUAAAUUUUUACGAUGGCCAGCCGAAGUUAUCCGGCUAAUACGCAGAUUCAGAAGUUUUUAGAAGAGUCCUACAAUAAGGAGAGGGACGUUCGUUUAGCAUGGCAUGCCAAACUGGGCCCUAAGGAAGGUGGGAAAUCGAAACAAUUUGAGGUAUUCAGGCGUAAAAUUGAAAACGAAUCGAAACCUGCUGAUGGCUUCUUGUCCAAAGUGCCCAAGGAUGUUGUUGAGCCACGGUAUAACAAGAAGAUUAAGAACUUCGAUGAUGAAUUAGCUGCAAAAGGGUCCAACCAGGUUCUGAGCGCUGAAAUGAGGCCAGUAUCCGGACAUACAAAAGAAAAGUUAUAUGAUGGCUUCACAAAAGAGGGUAAAGGUCGGUACCAGUACCUGUCUUCAAGGUAUGAAAAGAAUCCUGAGGACAAAUUCUCAUUCCCUCUGUUGAGCUCAUGGGAGUAUGGUUGGCGUUUGAGUGAUGUGAUCCGAAAGGAGGACAUUAAAAAACCCAAGAAUGGACGUACCCGUAUUGUAGCUGACACAUUUUACACUCGGACUGGAAUACCUUCAAGCACAUAGACUUGUUGUGUUUUGAAAUAUAUUUUUUUAAAUAAGCAAAAGACCAUUCACACAUUUUUUAAAUAAGGUUUGCUUUUUGAUAUAGACUUUAACUACAAUUGUUAAAUAAAUAUAACAUGCUUUCAUACAUGGUUUGCACAACAAUAUUUUUCUAUUAAAAAAUGCAAAUAAUGUUGAGCAGUAUUCAGUUCAGUGACCUUUAUUGGAGUGUUAAGAUUUCAUGUGUGGGUCUAUACAAAUUGCCUUUCCUUUGUAUUGGUAUUAUAUAAUUCAAUGAAUAUAUGCUUCAGUAUUAUUCUUUUAUUGAUUGUUCCUUGCAUGCGUUUUUAUAACAAUCUCAAAUUUAAUCUGUAAGCUUUUCUUGAGAUUACGGAUUUGUUUUGUUCCUUGCUCACUGCUUUAGCCUUUGUCCUAUUUAUUCGCUCAAUGUAUUGAUUAGUUUAUAGAUUUAACCAAAUGGCUGGUUUGUUGUGGCGUGAUUGUCAUUGUUCAUUGUUAUAAUUAUAUUAUUUCAUGAGACGAGAUGUUUUAUGAAAAAGCAUGUGAUUUACACAGUGUUUUGUGUAUAAUGAGUAUGGGCAUAAUCAUUAAUUAAAAAUCUCUAGAUGAUGAAUAAUUAUUAAAAUUGAUGUAUUUUUCUGUAAAGUUUUAAAACAUAAAAAUACAUUCCAAACUAUGUACACAAUGUGAACUGUUCAAAUAACAUUUUGGUGACAAAGUAAAUAUUUGAAUACAGUGUAAAUCAAGCUGUCCCCUAUUAAAUACAGCAUUUAUAUAAAUACCAUUUAUUUUUGAUUAACAAGAAAAGUCAGAUGUUGUAGCACUAGUAGUUUUGAUUGUCAUUUUUGGUGAUUUUAAUUUUUGCUCCUUAAUGUUAACCUUAUCUUGUCCGUCCAAUGCACAGAGCUAAGUGUUUGUAAAUAUAAUAAUGCUUAAUUUCUUGUAAGUAUUUAUACUUUCAUUCGUUGUUAUGAAUCAUGUUCAUAUUAUUGAUAUACACAUUAUUGUUUAAGAUUUAUAACUUUAAAUAAAAUAUUCUUCAACCUUG